Zingiber officinale is the source of this 600-nucleotide messenger RNA. RefSeq lists its product as uncharacterized. The transcript is spliced from 2 exons. The coding region runs from base 24 to 419 and encodes 131 amino acids. The record is from RefSeq and is a predicted model, not a curated record. Lineage: Eukaryota; Viridiplantae; Streptophyta; Magnoliopsida; Zingiberales; Zingiberaceae.
UCUAAGUUGAGCAAAGAGUGAUCAUGACAACCGCCCAAGUGAGUCUUCCUUUCUUCUUCCUCCUCACGGUGGCCUCACUGCUGGUAGGCGCCACCACCGUCCCUACCGAACAGUCCCAACUAAUAGUCGCCUGCGGCACCGACGUCGAGAAGCUUGUGUUGGCAUGCCACGAGUUCAUCGCCAUCCCAGGGCCGAAGAAGAAGCCCAACAAAGCCUGCUGCGACUCUCUGGCAACGGCCGACGUGCCGUGCCUCUGCAAGGAAUUGCCUCCGGAGGUGGAGAAGAGCAUCAGCAUGGAGAAGGCGGUGUACGUGGCCAGGUCCUGUGGGAAAACUGUCCCUGCAGGAACCAAAUGUGGAAGCUACACUGUCCCACCGUCAGGAGCACCGGCGGCGGCCAAGGGAGCUGCGGGGCGCUGAAGCAGAUAACGGACGGCUUGACGUGGGUAUUAAUAAGAUUUGAUGGUUAAUUUUGACAUGCAUAUGGAAUGCUACUUGUAAUGGAAAAUGUGGUCAUCAGGUGGUUUAGUCAUGAUGUCGUCCGUGUAACUGUCAUCUUUGAUGUGUUUCAUUGAAGAGAAAGGAGUACAAUGCUUGGAUU